This is a messenger RNA of Amorphotheca resinae ATCC 22711, 3141 nucleotides long. RefSeq lists its product as hypothetical. Bases 1 to 3141 code for a protein of 1046 amino acids. The transcript has 3 exons. Lineage: Eukaryota; Fungi; Ascomycota; Leotiomycetes; Helotiales; Amorphothecaceae. Gene Ontology annotation, cellular component: eukaryotic translation initiation factor 3 complex, eIF3m; multi-eIF complex; eukaryotic translation initiation factor 3 complex, eIF3e. The record is from RefSeq and is a predicted model, not a curated record. Gene Ontology annotation, biological process: translation reinitiation; formation of cytoplasmic translation initiation complex. Gene Ontology annotation, molecular function: mRNA binding; translation initiation factor activity.
AUGCCUCCUCCGCCACAUCAAAAACCCGAGAAUGUGUUGAAGCGCGCUCACGAACUUAUGGGCGUGGGGCAAGCCCCGGCUGCCCUCACCCUUCUUCACGAGCAUAUCGUUUCGAAGAGAUCCCGAAAUGUCCCCAUCGCCUCUCUGGAGCCGGUGGUGCUCCUGUUGGUUGAACAGUCUGUCAUACAAAAGAAGGGCAAAUUGGCCAAGGAUGCCUUGUACCAGUACAAGAAUAUCAGCCAGAACACCAACGUCGGCACAAUCGAGCUUGUCCUGAAGAAGUUCAUCGAGUUGGCCGAAGAGAAAGUGAAGACCGCCCAGGCUGAAGCGGACGAGGCUCAGUCGACGCUCGAAACCAAGGCAGCCACUGCCAGUGUCGAUGACCUUGAAGCCACCGAGACCCCAGAAUCGAUCCUCUUGUCGACCGUCUCCGGCGAACAAUCUCGGGAUCGCACUGAUCGUGCAAUCGUUACACCAUGGCUCAAGUUUUUGUGGGAGACGUACCGAACCGUUCUCGAUAUCCUGCGAAACAAUGCGAGGUUGGAGAUUAUGUACCAGAGUACUGCUAUGCAGGCUUUUGAGUUCUGUCAAAAGUACACGCGCAAGACCGAGUUCCGCAGACUCUGCGAGCUCCUUAGAAACCAUGUUCAGACUGCUGCGAAGUACUCGGCUCAGAUGCACGCCAUCAACCUCAACGACCCAGAUACCUUGCAACGCCAUCUUGAGACGCGUUUCCAACAGUUGAAUGUUGCUGUCGAACUUGAACUUUGGCAGGAGGCUUUCAGGAGUGUGGAGGAUAUUCACACCUUGCUCAACCUCAGCAAGCGCCCACCCAAGAACAUCAUGAUGGCCAACUACUACGAAAAGUUGACUCGUAUCUUCUUGGUUGGGGAGAACUAUCUAUUCCAUGCUGCUGCUUGGUCUAGAUACUACAACCUUCUUCGCCAGUCCGCGGCCAUCGUUGCCUCCGGCCAAGGCAAGAAGGCAGAUAACCCAGCUACGUCCGAAGCUGAUCUCUCCAAGGCAGCUUCCUUCGUCCUUCUUUCAGCCCUCGCCAUUCCCGUCAUCAGCACUUCAAGAUCCCGAGGUGCUCUGGUUGACAUUGACGAAGCCAAGAAGAACAAGAAUUCUCGCCUCACCCAUCUUCUUGGAAUGGCCCAAGCCCCCACUCGUGCUGUCCUUUUCAAAGAUGCUAUGAGCAAGGGUCUCCUAAAGCGUGCUCGCCCAGAGAUUCGUGACCUCUACAACAUCCUUGAAGUUGACUUCCACCCUCUAUCCAUUUGCCAGAAGAUCUCCCCCAUCUUGACUCAGAUUGGUGCCGAUGCAGACAUGGAGAAAUAUAUUCUUCCUCUUCAGCAGGUCAUCCUCACGAGACUCUUCCAGCAGCUUUCACAAGUGUACGAAACUGUGGAUCUGAAAUUCGUUGAGGAUCUCGCCAAGUUCCCAGAGCCUUUCCAAGUCAGCAAGGAUACGAUUGAGAAGUUUAUCAUGAAUGGCAACAAGAAGGGCGACCUUGCUAUCCGCAUGGAUCAUGCCACUGGUGUCCUCAGCUUCGACACGGAUGUCUUCUCUUCAACCAAGGCCAUCCACGCUGGCUCUGGUGCUGGCUCGGCCGAGAGCGAAACGAGCUCGGUGCAGAGACUCCAGAACACGCCAUCCGAAAUUGUCCGAACCCAGUUGACUCGUCUAGCAAAGUCUCUUUACAUUACGUGCCAGUAUAUUGAUCCGACGUUCAAUGAGGCUAGAAUCAAGGCCCGAGAUGCUGCCUAUGCACGAGCUAAAGCUGGUGCGGAGCAGGAGCAUAUCGAUACCUUGGCUCGGAAGACGAUCAUCCAGAAGAGAAAGGAGGAGGCCUCUGAGAUUCAAGCACGCAAAGAAAAGGAAGAUGCCACCCGGAAACGUAUCAGAGCCGCUCAGAUUCAAGAAGCCGAAGACAAGCGUCUCGCUCAGGAGCAGAAAGAACGCGAGGACAAACGUCUCAAGGCAGAGUUGGACCGAGUACGCAAAGAUGAGCUCAGGAAGCAGAUUGCAGAUCUCAAGAUUGGCCCCAAGGCUAUUGACAUCGACGUUGAGGAUCUGGAUAACCUCGAUGGCAACCGUCUGCGUGCGAUGAAGCUUGCACAGUUGGAGAGGGAGAAGAACGACAUAAAUGAGAAAUUGCGUGUCACUGGCAAACGUAUUGAUCACCUUGAACGUGCCUUCCGAAAGGAAGAAGCCAAGAAGCUCCCCGAAGACUACGCACAGCAACGUGAAAGGGAUUUGGCCGCCUAUGAGAAGAUCAAGGCCCAGACUUUGAAGGACGCUGAGGCCAAGCACAAGGAGAAUGUCGCACUCAAGCACAGAUUGAGCCGUUUAGUAACCUUCUACGAGUCCUUCCGAGAGUCGGUUCACGAACGCAGACACGAUGAGUUUGAGAAGCGCCGUCGUGAUGCUGAGAAGGAGCUCGAGAAGCAGAUUGCACUACGCAGAAAGGAGUUCAGAGAGCGCAAGAUCCGUGAAAAGCGAGAGCGUGAGGAACGAGAGAGGGCUCUCCGUGAGGAGGAAGAGCGUGCUGCGAAGGAAGCAGAGGAGAAGGCCGCGAGGGAUGAGAGGAAGAGGCAAGAAUUCCAGGAGCUCAAGGCUAUCCGAGAGCGGGAGAGGCAAGAGGCACUAGAGAUAGCUGCUCUGCAGGCACGCAGAGCUGAGGAAGCUGAGCGACGCAGAGCAGAACAAAAGGCGGCGGCUGCUGCUGCACCGGUUCGCGGUGCACCCGCGAUGGAGCGCGCCGACUCCGGCGAGCGAAGAGCACCGCUCCCACUUGUCGGUGCGAAGCUCAGCUGGAGAGAGAAGGAGAAAUUGCGAGCGGAGGGUAAGGAAGUGCCGGGAGCAGCGAGAAAUGAGUCCCCGGUGGCGCGCGCCUCACCAAUGGGACGCGCUCCUGAGCGGACUGAUUCCAGUGAACGCCCGUCCGGCCCGCCUCGCUUGGCGUUGGCUGGCGGAAAGCCGUCCUGGAGAGAGAGAGAGGCUGCGAAGGCAGCAGGCGGUGAAGUCCCUCCAGCACGCCGUGAUAACUCGCCCGCUGCGGCGCCAUCAGGCGAAACCCUCAAGCCUUCUGGUUCAGCAGGAAAGUUUGUGCCUCCUCACCUGCGCAAUAGGGCUUGA